Messenger RNA from Numida meleagris (helmeted guineafowl), 1653 nucleotides. It is a transcript of the gene NEIL1, whose product is annotated as nei like DNA glycosylase 1. NCBI's taxonomy places the organism in Eukaryota, Metazoa, Chordata, Aves, Galliformes, Numididae. The transcript is spliced from 9 exons. Gene Ontology annotation, biological process: base-excision repair. Gene Ontology annotation, molecular function: DNA N-glycosylase activity; DNA-(apurinic or apyrimidinic site) endonuclease activity; zinc ion binding. Bases 124 to 1272 code for a protein of 382 amino acids. The record is from RefSeq and is a predicted model, not a curated record. Gene Ontology annotation, cellular component: nucleus.
UGUCGCCAGGCAACGGUGCAGCCAAUUAGAGGCGGGCGGGGCGUGUCGCCGGGCAACGGGGCGGCUCUCGGCGCGGUGCCGUCUCUGGUCGCGGUGGUGCCGCGGUUGUGUCGCGCUGUCGCGAUGCCCGAGUGCCCGGAGCUGCACCUGGCCGGCCGCUACAUCAACGAGGCGUGCGGCGGGCUGGUGUUUGAAGGCGGAGUGGAGCGCUCGGCCGUGGGUCGCGGCCCGGAGGUGCCGUUCAGCAGCGAGGCCUACAGGGUAGAGGCCGUCUCCCGCGGCAAGGAGCUGCGGCUGACCCUGGCGCCGCUGGGCCCCGGCCCGUCGCAGGCCCUGGUGUUCCGCUUCGGCAUGUCGGGCUCGUUCCGGCUUUGCGAGGCCGCCAACCUGCCCCGCCACGCGCACCUGCGUUUUUUCACCCGCGAGAAACCCCCCCGCGCCCUCUGCUUCGUGGACCCCCGGCGCUUCGGCACCUGGCGGCUGGGAGAAGCCUGGCAGCCCGACCGCGGGCCCUGCGUCCUGCUGGAGUACCCGGCCUUCAGGGAGAACGUACUGACGAACCUGGAGGAUAAGGCUUUCGACAAGCCCAUCUGCGAGGCACUCUUAAACCAGAAGUAUUUCAAUGGGAUCGGCAAUUACCUCCGUGCUGAGAUCCUGUUCAGGGCGAAGACCCCUCCCUUCGAAAAGGCUCGGACUGUGCUGGAAGCCCUGAAACAUCGGGAGCAGAAUUCUUCCCUCACACUGAGUAAGAAGCUGAAGCUGAAGCGGGAUAACCCCGAUCUCCUGGAGCUGUGCCACAUGGUGCCCAUGGAGGUUGUGUCAUCGGAGAAAAAGCUCAUUGACCCCUCUGACGCGGAUAACUACGCUGCCUUCAAGGACUGGCUGCAGUGUUACUUAGUGCCUGGUAUGAGCUCCCUGCGGGACCGCAACAACAGGACCAUAUGGUUCCAGGGAGAGCCUGGCCCCAUGGCUCCCAAAGGUCAGACGUCCCGCAAGAAGCACGCUCACCUGAAGGCAGAUCCUGAAGCUCCGACUCCCACAGUCACCACACGUGCCUCAAAACGACGUUCUGGGGGUGCAGAGAAGCCCCCGAAGCCAGCCGUGAAGGAGGAGGAAGAGAAAGCAGUGCCUGAUGGGUCAAGGAAGGGACGUGCCCGUGGGAGAAAGAAAGCGGCCGCUGCUCCAACCUUGUCUGAGCCAGAGGCUCCGGUCAGAGCAAAACGAAAGCAGACAUCAGCACGCAGGGGCAGAGGUACAGCCCCUGUAGUGUGAGCAGUGCACGCUGCCUUCCGCACACCUCAGCCUCUGGAAACGUAUGUGACACUGCCUCUGCCAUGGGGACACGCUGGCCUGGGCUGCCUGGUGCUGCUUUCAGGCAUGCCUGCUUGUAGCACUUGCUCUUGCACCCUCAGGGAUGGGGGCAGGCUGGCACUCGUCCCCCUUUCUGCUUUUAAUUGUUUUUUUUACAGCCUUACUUGUCCCUCCUGAGUGGUUUAGGAAUCAGUUCCUAAGAGGGACCACUGAUUAUGCAUCGUUGUCAGACUGAUCCUUCCCUACACCUUAAAGUGUAUUCCCUCUUCUUUCUUUUAACUGCUGCCUGUAUCACUGAGAAGGCUGUUUUUAGACGAUUAAUAAAAGUAUUUUGUGUAGAAA